Elephantulus edwardii (Cape elephant shrew) is the source of this 4056-nucleotide messenger RNA. RefSeq names its product RGD motif, leucine rich repeats, tropomodulin domain and proline-rich containing (gene CARMIL2). Gene Ontology annotation, cellular component: lamellipodium; plasma membrane. Lineage: Eukaryota; Metazoa; Chordata; Mammalia; Macroscelidea; Macroscelididae. Bases 1 to 4056 code for a protein of 1351 amino acids. The transcript has 37 exons. Gene Ontology annotation, molecular function: protein binding. The record is from RefSeq and is a predicted model, not a curated record. Gene Ontology annotation, biological process: cell migration; regulation of Arp2/3 complex-mediated actin nucleation.
AUGGCCCAGACCCCCGACGGCAUAUCCUGUGAGCUUCGAGGCGAGAUCACUAGGUUCCUGUGGCCGAAAGAGGUGGAGCUGUUGCUGAAAGCCUGGCUGCCUGAGCGCCAGGGCGCCGAGCAAAGCCAUGUCCUGGCGCUGCUACGUUGGAGAGCCUUCCUGCUCCACACCUGCCCGCCCCUGAGGGUGGACUGCACAUUCAGCUACCUGGAGGUCCAGGCCAUGGCGCUACAAGAGACACCUCCCCAGGUCACUUUUGAGCUGGAGUCCCUGCCUGAGCUGGUCCUGGAGUUUCCUGGGAUGGCCGCCCUGCAGCAGCUGGCCCAGCACAUCACUGUGGCCAUCAAGAAGGUCUUUCCUCGCUCAGCCCUUCGGAAGCUAUUCCGGAGGCCCACGCCCCCCUCGAUACUGGCUCAGCUGGAAAGGAACAGCCCCUCAGAGGCCACCACAUCUGGCAGCCCCUGUGGUGGCUUCUCGGAGACCUAUGAGGCUCUGUGUGACUACAACGGCUUCCCCUUCCGAGAGGAGAUUCAGUGGGAUGUGGACACCAUCUACCAUCGGCAGGGCUGCCGCCAUUUCCGCCUAGAAGACUUCAGCCAUCUCUGCAGUCGGGACCUGGCCUUGAGUGUGGCUGCCUUGUCCCACAACCUGUGGUUCCGGCGCCUGUCAUGUGUGGACAUGAAGCUGAGCCUUGAAGUCCUGGAACAGAUCCUGCAUGUGAUGAGUCAAUCAUCUCACCUGGAGGAGCUAGUGCUGGAGACCUGUGGCCUGAAGGGAGACUUUGUGCGCCGGCUGGCCCAGGCACUGGCAGGAAACUCCAAUUCUGGACUGCUGGAGCUCAGCCUGGCUGGGAACCUGCUGGAUGAUCGAGGCGUGGCUGCACUCUGCAAACACCUAGAACAGUGUCCCAGAGGCUUGAGGCGGCUCAGCCUAGCUCAGACAGGUCUGACACCUCGAGGGAUGAGGGCUCUGGGUCAGGCUCUGGUCACCAAUGUGGCUUUCAACUCGGCUCUUACCCACCUGGACCUUUCUGCAAACUCCGGAGCGCUGGGGCCCUCGGAAGACAAUGGGAGCCUCCAUAGCUUCCUGAGCCGUCCUAAUGUCCUGACGUUCCUGAAUGUCGCUGGCACAGACGCUGCCCUGGACCCUCUCUUCACAGCACUGUCUGGUGGCUGCUGUGCCAGCCUCACCCACCUCGACGCUUCAAGGAACAUCUUCGCCCGCAUGAAGGCCCGGGCAGCACCUGCCGCACUGCAGCUUUUCCUCAGCCGCGCAGGGGCACUGCGCCACCUGAGCCUGGCGGGCUGCCAGCUGCCGUCCGAUGCGCUCAGGUCCUUGUUGAAAGGCCUUGCGUUCAACACAGCCCUGGGCGAUCUUCACCUGGACCUCAGUGGUUGUGAGCUGCGCUCUGCAGGCGCUCAGGUGAUCCAGGACUUGGUGUGUGAUGCGGGUGCUGUGAGCUCCCUGGAUCUGGCGGAUAAUGGCUUCGGCUCAGACAUGGUAACUCUGGUCCUGGCCAUUGGAAGGAGCCGGUCCUUGCGGCAUGUGGCACUUGGGAGGAACUUCAACGUCCGGUGCAAGGAGACCUUGGACGAUGCCCUGCACCGGAUUGUCCAGCUUAUGCAGGACGACGACUGUCCCCUGCAGUCUCUGUCUGUAGCAGAGUCGCGACUGAAGCUAGGCGCCAGCGUCCUGCUCCGGGCCCUGGGCAGCAACCCUAGCCUGACAGCGCUGGAUAUCAGUGGCAAUGCCAUAGGGGACGCUGGAGCCAAGAUACUGGCCAAAGCGCUGCGGGUCAACACGAAGCUCCGGUCUGUGGUCUGGGACAGGAACCACACAUCUGCGCUCGGCCUGCUGGACGUGGCGCAGGCCCUGGAGCAGAAUCGCAGCCUGAAGGCCAUGCCCCUGCCACUGCACGAUGUAGCCCAGGCGCAGCGCAGCCGCCCCGAGCUGACCGCACGUGCGGUGCACCAGAUCCAGGCCUGUCUGUGGAGGAACAACCGCGCAGACCUCGCGUCCUCCGACCGCGCCUCGCGUCUGCAGCUGCUGGGUCUGGUCUCAACUCCCUCGGAGCAGGAAGUGAAUGAGCUGUGUCAGUCGAUGCAAGAGCAUGUGGAGCUGCUGGGCUGUGGGGCAGGACCCCAGGGUGAAGCUGCUGUGCGCCAGGCCGAGGAUGCCAUCCGCAACGCCAACUUCUCUCUCAGCGUUCUCCCUAUUCUGUAUGAAGCUGGGAGCUCCCCAAGUCAUCACUGGCAGCUGCAGCAGAAACUGGAGGUCCUUCUGGGACAAGUGGGUGAGGUCUGCCGCCAGGACAUCCAGGACUUUACUCAGGCCACGCUGGACACAAUGAGGAACCUCUGCCCACAGAUGCUCCAGGGACCUGGCUGGGGGGAGCAGCUAGAGAGGGUCUUGGCAGGUUCACAGGGCCUCCCAGAGCUGCUCCCAGACCAGCUUCUGCAAGAUGCCUUCAGUAGGCUCAGAGACAUGCGGCUAUCAGUCACAGGGACCUUGGCAGAGAGCAUUGUGGCUCAGGCUGUAGUGGGUCUGAGUGCAGCCCGAGAUCGGCUGGUAGAGAGUCUGGCUCAGCAGGCCACAGUGACAAUGCCCUCCACCUUAUCAGCACUGGAUGGAAGUGAGCCCAGCCCCCUGGAGCCUGGGGAACUAGAAGGUCUUUUCUUCCCUGAGAACAAGGAGAAAGAGUGUGGAGCUUGUGGGAUUGGGGGUCGCGGGUGGUCCAUAGGCUCCUCACGGAUGAUGACGGCCACGGAGGUGGGCGGCGGGGCCCAGGACCAUCUGGUCGUGCGGAGGCGGCCACAUCCUGGAUUCCGUCUGGCCAGCCCCCCCGUGCCAGCCCAUGCCUGGUGCGCCCAGUGGGGCCACGGCUGCAAGGGCUUCAUUCGGGAUGUGUCUGGGUGUAGGACUCCGCCUCGGGAUGGCACUGUUGGGGUACCCCCAGCCCUGCCACAGGAAGGGAAUGGGCUCAGUGCUCGUGUGGACGAGGGUGUGGAGGAAUUCUUCUCCAAAAGGCUGAUCCACCAAGAUCGCCUCUGGGUCCCUGAGGAGGAUCUGGCCACUGAGGGAGGUACCACCCCUGUCCCGCGCACACUUCGGAAGAAAUUGGGCACCCUUUUUGCCUUCAAGAAGCCUCGUUCAGCUCGAGGGCCUCGGCCUGAUCUAGAGACCAGCCCUGGAGCAGCUCCCCGAAGCCGGAAAGCCAUGCUUGGGGACCUGCUGAGGCCACCAGCCCGUCCAGGCCGUGGUGAAGAACCUGGUGGGGCGGAGGGGGGCACCUGCAGCCCUGACGCUGCCCGAAGGAGUCGGCCCCGCUAUACACGGGAUAGCAAGGCCUACUCUAUGAUACUGCUGCCGGCUGAGGAAGAGGAGGCAGCACCGAGCGUCCGGCCUGACAAGCGAAGGCCCCUGGAACGAGGAGAAACCGAGCUGGCCCCAUCCUUUGAACAGCGGGUACAAGUGAUGCUGCAGAGGAUUGGCGUGAGCCGAGGCAGUGGGGGUGCUGAAGGCAAGAGAAAGCAAAGCAAAGAUGGAGAAAUCAAGAAGGCUGGCUCAGAUGGUGAUAUUAUGGACAGCUCUACAGAGGCACCCCCCAUCUCGAUCAAGUCUCGGACUCACUCUGUAUCUGCUGAACCAUCCUGCAGACCUGGCCCAGGUGGCCAGGGCCCUGAGCCUGCUGCCUGGAAGACUCUGGGCCAGCAGUUAAAUGCAGAGCUGAGAGGCCGUGGUUGGGGCCAACAGGAUGGGCCAGGCCCUCCCUCCCCAUGUCUCAGCCCAAGUCCCCGAAGAGCCAGCCCCUCCCCAGACAGCCUAGGUCUCCCGGAUGAUCCAUGCUUGGGCCCCAGGAACGAAGAUCGGCCCCUGCGGCUGCAGCGCUCCCCUGUCCUCAAGCGCAGGCCAAAGCUUGAAGCACCUUUGUCCCCAAGCCUAGGACCCGGCCCUGGAGCCCAGCCUCUACCCCCACAACCCACAGAGUCCUCAAGCCCUGAGCAGAGCCCAUCCUCCCCAACCACAGACCAAAGAGGCGGCGGUCCCAACCCCUGA